Molecule: messenger RNA, 5679 nt
Organism: Leishmania major strain Friedlin
Lineage: Eukaryota; Euglenozoa; Kinetoplastea; Trypanosomatida; Trypanosomatidae
Exons: 1
Coding region: 1-5679 (1892 amino acids)
Biological process (GO): spindle organization; establishment of meiotic spindle localization; mitotic cell cycle
Cellular component (GO): spindle pole
Molecular function (GO): protein binding
Source: RefSeq, a predicted model, not a curated record
AUGGAGAUCGAUUCUCUGACGAUUCAGCUCACGAGCCUGCUCGCCCUGCACCGCGACGAUGACGCCAACGAGGAUGAUAUCGUCUUCGCCACCCUCGACUACAUCCGCGGCGCCCACGCGGUCGCUCAAAUGCUGUUGCUAGAGGGGAGGUUCCCUGAGCUGCAGCGGUGCCUGAAUCUCUGCCAAGCAGCCUUUGGGGAGAUCGUCACGAGCCCCGCGGCAGCGUCCUCAGAGGAGGCUGCCGCUGCCACCGCUGCUGCUCCAUCCACGACUCAGGAUAGCUCAGGUCCUCGCAGUGAACGCGUGAAGGCGGUGGGAUCGGAGCUGAGGCCUUCCUUGUCCCCCUCAUCCGUGGAAGCAGCGGCGGAGAGGCGACGCGCCUCGGUGGUGCUGCGCAGCGCCGAGGACCAUCGCGUCUUUUCGGCCUUGGCAAGCCGCACAGCGCAGCUGCAGACGCAGCUGGAGGCUGCUAUGCAGGUCCGGCGGGGCCGCGACGCCAACUACUACCUCCAUAAGCUUGGCCUGGGGGUCAAGCAUAACGACGCGGACGAGACGCUGGACAAGCGCGAGGCGGCAACGAGCAUCCGCUUCUUUCAGCGGCAGAGGCAACAGCUGCCCCGCGCCGUGCCGAUGGCGUUGCUGUUGCCGCAAGCUCCCAAUCAGGACGCAUGGGGUAGAUGCACGCAGAGGUCCGCCGCUCGUCCCCCGCCCCCGCCGGCUCGUCUCUCGGCGCCUGUGCAGAGCGAACGCAACAGGUCGGCAUCGCUCUGCCUUCCUUCGCUCAACAUCCCGGGGCCGUGUGGCAGCACUCGCCAACACGCUACGUCCAGCGCGUCGGGGGCGCUUCUCGGUGAUGCGGCUCCGCCUCCGUCACCACCGGAGCGCGGUAUCGCCAUUGGCAGAAAGUCGUACGUUAACCGGUGGAAAGCACCCAAGCGCCUGCCGCCCCUCGUCACGGAGGGUCGCACAUUCUGCAUGGAUCGCUAUCAAGCUUACGACGUGGCUGGCGGUGCUCUGCACAACCGGCCGCAGUCAAACAAUCACGUCGGGACGCUCGCAGACAAGGACGGAGACGUGGAGGACGACGGUGGCAUUUGUGCGGCUCAGCAGCUGUACGGCACUCUGAACCAGAACAGUAUACCCCUCUACGCACGCGAGGUGCUGGAGGAGCCGCAUCUUUGGAGCUUGUCCGGGUCGUUCUCAAGCGCCUCUGCGAACUGGGGGUCGCCACCCUCCUCGGCGGCUAUGACCCGCCCAAAUCUCACGGCGUCUUGUUACUCGACCCAGCUGGUGUCGCGUGUCAAGUCCGUCGACGGCGCAGACAAGCAUGAGGAGGAGGGCGGACCGCUUGUGGGCGGCGGCGGCGACGUCGGUGGUGACGCUGGCGGCCCAGCUGGUUUCGCUCCCGUCCAAAGUGCGCAGACGAGGUUCCUGCUGCGGACGGCAUCGCCGUUGUUAGAGUCGGCCGCGAACAGCCCCGUCCCCGCCUUGUCCUCCUGUUCCUGUUGGUGUGCCAAUGAUGAUGCACGCCAUCCUGCCGCCAGUGCCUUCACCAGCGGCAGCCACAUGUCGCAUCCAGCACAGUCGCCGUCUGACGUGGUGGAGGCUUUUACUCCGCGGCGCCGCUUGCUGCCGGUGUCCACCAGCGCGCUUGCCACGGCAUCCUCGGCGACCAAUGUGAUAGCCUCCUCAUCACUGCUUCAGCCACACGUUGGUCCAGGUGUGCCGAGCGACGACGCGCACGUAGCGACCAGCGCCACCGUCACCUCGAUGCCGACGCCGCGCUCGGCGCCCCCGGCAGCGCCCAGCAGGACUCUGGAGCAGCUGCGUCCUCCAUCGAGUGCAACCGCCGUUGCUUCCCUGUCCUCUCUGACAAGGCUGCCGGCGGUCACGUCCGCGGCCGCUGCAGCCGCGGCCCGCGCGGUGCAAGGCGUUCGGCACACAAUGCAGUUCGCGAUUACAAGUUUGAAGGCGCAGCAUCAGCGUAGUGCCCAGGCGCUGGAGCAGUGCGACGAGCUGGCUCUCUUCCGACUCCCCUACAGCGCUCGCGAAGCCUUGAUGGCGAGUCGUGCGCGACAAGCAGCACACGAGUACGUGAGCGGCAGCAGCAGCCCCGGCGGCGAUGGAGGCGAGAACUCCGUGCGGAGCGUUUCGCCUGUUUCGGUGGGCACGGCUGCUACCCCAAACUGCCCCCUUACCGCGGCGCAGCUCACGGAAGAGCAGGUAUUGCCGCCCGCCUUGCCGUCUGUGGAUACGGCAGCGGUCGCCACUGCGGAGCAACACCAGCUGCAGCAUCGGAGAUUGCCGCCACCGCCACCGCUGUCUCUAUCACCGUCGCAGCAGCUCAGCCCAGAUGCGGAGGGGCAGCUUCGCGAGCUCCGUGUGGCGUGCGAGCAGCAUCUGGCGGCUUCGGAAUCCAAUGUGCAAGAGAUGGAGGCGCUGUGGCUGGCACAGCACCGACAGCUGAAGUCGCGCGUCGCGUUGUCUUGCCUAGAGGACUCCGCAGAGUGGAGCCGGAGCCCCGGCCGCCAUCUCAUGCACCGCGGGAGCACCAGCCGACGCUCCGCCGAGCAGUACAGUCGCGUGAGCUCCCACUGCGAAGGGCACGCGCGGGGCGCAGCGCCCGCGCACACGACUACCAUCCCGCCCUCGCCAGCUCUGUCAGCGUCGCUGAAGAGCGAUUCGCCAGUGGCCUCCACCGUCAGUGCCUUGGCGGCGACGGGGGCGACAGGGGCGGGGACGAGGCCGCCCUCCGGCUUGUCGAUUCGUGCCUCCGCAUCGCCGCAGCAGCGCCGCCGUGGCAGCAGAAGCCCCGCUUGCACCCUCCCGUCUGCCGCCCGCGGCACUACCGCGGCCUGCCCCGUCCACACCGCCGGCGCCGUCUCCAGUGAGGCGACGGGAGUCAGCAAAGACGCCUCCGAGGAUAACGCCGUGUUGCUUGGUGCUACGAAGACGAUGCGGUCUGUCGCCACGGUACGCCCCCUCGCCACGCGCGCGGCGCAGGCGACACAGGAAGGUGGCGACGCAGCGGGGGCAGGGAUGAGCGUUGCCCCUGCCGCCUUCAGCGCUCCGUCGCCUCAGCAGGCAAGGCACAGCGGUGCAGGUGACGCAGCGGGGCUCUACACGUACAGCGCAGCUGUCGAGGCAAGCGGGCCCAAUACCGUGGAGGAGACGCUCGUGGCAUGGCGACGCACGCUGCAGGCGAUGGACAGCCCGUCGACGGCGACGGCGACGGAGGUGGUGCGUGGCUCAGGCGCGGAAGCAGGCGAGCUGAACGCGGCUGCAGCGUGUUCCUUUCCCUCUCACACCAGCUGCAGCCUGGCGGCCACUUCCGUAGCGCCGCCGCCCAGCAGAGCAACCGAGGAUGUGCCUCGCAUGCGGCCCAGCAUUCGGUGCGCAGCUGCUGUGGUCCGCGGCCGCCGUACGCAGCGCUUCGUGUGCGAGGCGCUCCGUCAAGUCUUUCAGCGCGUACUCCCCGGCGACCUCGUCUGCCCUGCGUGGAGGACGGACGCCGCUGCUCGCCCGCAGCCGCCGAUCGCGGACCUUCCUAAUGCGUCCCUGAUCGGCAUGAAGGAAGCGGAGGCGAGCGCGAAGGUGUCGGGGUGCGCGGCGCAUCGCACUGUCGGAUCGAUGGCGCGGGUGAUGAACCUAACGUCAGGCUCAAGCAUAGACUCACUGGCUUCCGCAGGCGCAGCGCGCGUCCUCAACGCCGCCGCGCCGUCGCCGUGGUUGCCGCCAUCCGACUUCACGUCCGCGGGGCCGUCGAAAGAAGCGGUGACAAGCGUGAUCCGACAUGUGAACGCGGCGUACCGCGCGAACGCCACGCUACUUUCCAUCGAGGAUUGGACAGCUGUGGCGCCGCACAUGCUGGCCCGCUCGCUGCCGCUGAGCGUGCGUGCAGUGCGCAUCCAGAGGUGGUGGCGUCAGAGGCUCGCCGUUCGUCUGUACCGACAACGUCGCGCAGCGCAGGAGGCCUAUCUCGUCGAGGAGGAGCGCCGCGAUGCCGCCGCACUGCGGCUGCAGCGGCAAAUACGUGUGCACUGGGCCCUAAAGGUUGUCGCGCGUCGGGCUGCGGCGGUUGCCGCCCGGAUAGAGCACCGAGUGGCUGCCGAGCGGACCACCGCGAAGCACAGUGGCUCUGUCGACGGCCUCACAGACGGCAGCGUUGCCUUCGGCGCCUCGAACUCGCUCACCACGACGCCGUCCUCGAACCGCCAUCUCCGCCGUGUCGUCACACCUCAUUCCUGCGGGUGCAGCAGGGGCUCAUCGUCAUCGCCGCGGGUGCGCCGUGCGCGCUCCGUCCGCAUUACGUCGCAGGCUGGGACGGACGGCUCUCUCGCCAGACUCCGCACGUUCAAACUGGCCGCCUUUCCUGCCGCCACCUCUGGUGGGGUGGACAAGGACGCCUCCAUCUUCUUCCGCUCCGCUCGAGCCGCCGUAGCCCCCGACGACGUCGACAGACACGUCCGCUCACACCGGCCGCGGUCGCCGUCUAAGGCCACGACAGUGGAGACGGACGCAACGAUGGUGCGGACAACGGCUGCACCGCUCUCGGUGCACAGUGAGACAACCAGUGAGCAGCGGCCUUCGACGACACGUCGAGCCGCAGUGCCGCAAAUGCAGCCGGAGCUUGUCAUCGCCGCCGCGCAGCGCAUUCAGAGGUGCUACCGACAUCAUCUCGCGCGACUUUACACGGCGCGGCUCCGCCGAGAGGUGGAGGUGCUCAGCGCCGUCGUCACGCGACGGGCACCACUCGCCGCGAUACGCGUCACCCUGACUGCUGCGCCGCUCUCAGCACCGACGGUCAGGUCGCUGAUAGAGUCGCGAUCGAGCGACGGCGUCUGCGCCGGAGCUGGCGAGCUCUCAGAUAUCUUGACUGCUGCCUCGGCGCGAGAGCUGGGCGAGGGCUCGGACACAGCAGUCAUGCGUAGCCUCCUCGACGGCUGCACUGGGGAUGUGUGCGAGGCGUGCUUGCAGCGCGGGCUGGCUGCGCGGCGCCACGGCGAUUACAAACCCCCGCUUGAGCGCGUGAGUCUUCGCGAACUGCAACGCAUCCGCCAGGAGCGUGAGGACGAGGCUGCCCAGCAGCGCCAGCUACACGAGCUCGAGCAACGGCGAAAGCUGGAGCAGCGGAAGCGACAGGAGCGGCAGGUGCUGGAGGCAUCCAAGACGAUCCAGCGAAUUGGUCGCGGCUGUCGGUGGCGGCGCUGGCUGCGUGAGCGAGAGCUGAAGGCGAGGCAGCGCGCCGAGCAUCACCAGGUAGCGUUGCUGUCGUGCUCCUCCGUGAAGGGGAUCCACAGUGUGCAGCUCGUCAGCUCCGACGGCCAAGGCACGCAGCCGGUGAUGUCGUCGGAGGAUGAGCAGUAUCUCCAGUUGGCCGGUGGGGAGGCGGUGACAUCGCACAUGAUACUGCGCCUGCGGGCAACGUACUCGCAGUGGUUCGGGAUCGCUACGGACCCCACGAGUGCGCAGUACAUCGUAUCGCACUGCACUCCCGCUCAGCUGGCCACGGUCCCCACAAUAGAAGCCUUUGUGGCGGCCUUCGCCAGCCGCGCCGAGGUCUACAACCGGUACCGUCACACCUGCGCCAAGAGUCUUCAGCUGGCGUGGCGGCUGCACCGGGCACAGCUGCACGGCCGCCGCCAGCAGGGCCGCAUUGUUUCCGCAAGCAAAUCAUAA